Messenger RNA from Lineus longissimus, 1984 nucleotides. RefSeq names its product lysophosphatidic acid phosphatase type 6-like. Gene Ontology annotation, molecular function: phosphatase activity. The record is from RefSeq and is a predicted model, not a curated record. NCBI's taxonomy places the organism in Eukaryota, Metazoa, Nemertea, Pilidiophora, Heteronemertea, Lineidae. The transcript is spliced from 10 exons. Bases 357 to 1835 code for a protein of 492 amino acids. Gene Ontology annotation, biological process: dephosphorylation.
CUGGUUUCUGAUUGGCUGACAUUUUCCAAUUAAAUUAGACAACAAUCUUUGCAAAAUCAGCCCAUUCCUUGUCAAAUCGCGUUAAGAUAUGACACUUAUGCUACAUAUGAAAGAUAAAGAGGUCAAUCCUACAUAAAAUCAACUAACUACAGGGAGAAAAGUCGUAAAUUUUAGAUGAAAAGGAAUGACGGAGUUAGCAGACAGAUUUUUAGUUCAGCUAAUUAAGGACAGAUGGCAGCACCAAUGAAUGUAAAUUGUCCUUGCUUCACUCAUGCACAUUGUAUUUGGACAUCUGAUCACGACCAGGAAAGAAAGUCUACACUCAUUGUUUAUUUCUCAAUUAGUAUUUUACAAAAAUGUCGUCUUUCUUGCACUAUAACAAGUCAAAAGUGAUCAUAACCGCAGCGAUAUGCACAGCACCUCUACUGGCAAAUUGGUGGGGCAAAAAUGUUGUCGUUUUCGCCUCCGAGGGCUCUGGUCAACUGUCACCAAUUCACGAAUUUCGACAAGAAUUGAUUGAUUCCAUUCCACGAUUAAAAAAAACGCCGACCGACAGAAAAUAUUCAGUGGCGCCACCUAUGGAGGAUCUGACAUUGAAACAUGUGCAAAUUUUCUUCCGACACGGGGCGAGGACACCCGUGCGGCAAUGGCCUAUUAUAGAACAGGUGACAUGGGAUAAGGAUGUGUUACAAUGUGGAGUCCCUUCAACCCAGAUCAAAUAUAAUCGGAAGUAUUUGGACGGAACGCCCUGUGCAGAGUAUGGACACGUGGAGACAAUACUGAGAAGUUUUGUUUUUAAGGGUGGCAUCCAUGGAGGCCAGCUCACCGAUCUGGGUCACAGGCAGUUACAUCAGCUAGGGCUUGAGAUCAGGAGAAGGUACAUGGAGGAGAGGAAACUAGUGCCGGAAAUCUAUCAAAAAGAAUCUAUCCAUGCCAGAUCAACAAAUCUAAUGAGGACAAUAGAAUCAACCAAGUGUGUCCUCGCCGGCUUGUUUGGGCGAGAAUCUUUGGAGGAGAACGAAGUCGUACCAGAUAUCAUGGUUGCCAAAGACAGUGAUGAAUUCCUCUAUAUUCCGAAUAUAAACGCAUGCCAGGUCAUCAACGAGAUGGUGAAAGGCAACGUCUUCAAAUUACCUUCUCUGAAAGGCGAACGGGCACUCCGGGAAGAGGUUAUGAAGAGAUUAGGCUUGGAUACAGCUCAUCAUCAUAUCCUGAGAGGUCUGAUGGAUGAGUUUAACUGUAGAAAGGCACAUGGUUUUCCGAUGCCAGACACCGUAAAGGACCUCGUCCCCAUGAUCAUAGAGAUGGGGAGAAAGAUGUUCAGAUUACAGUGGAAGAACGAUGAUAACGACAAGUGUUUGUUGAUGACUGUUGGUCCAAUUUACAACAUGAUCUUUGAAAACAUGGACAGUGCAUCCUGUCAUCAGGAUAACACAGCCAAGAUGCACCUGUUCGGUGUUCAUGACUUGACGUUAUUGCCGAUGCUGCUUUCAUUAAAAGUGAUCACCAUUGACGACAGCCACUGGCCGGGUUACGGUGAGAAUAUCAACUUUGAAUUGUACGAGGAUAAAUCUGGUGCCCAUUGGGUUAGGAUACUGCAUGGGGACAAGGAGAUCACUCUCCCAAAUUGCGAGGCUGCCAUCUGCCGCUACGAACAAUUCAAACAAGAACUCUCACAUCUUACGCUGACAAUUCCGCAGUAUCGAUGUUUAUGUGAUGGAAAAAUACCCUCCAGUUUGAAAGGUCGCUGUGUUGUACCUGGGGAGAGGAAAAUAGCGGGCCAACUGUUGACUCUGCCUGCGAAGGAAGGAAAACCAAUUCCUGCAUCGAUAUAAACAUGGUGCUCAGCUCAUCCCGCACGUCAAUUAGUGAUAUAGGACUGUUCCAAUCAACUCAGUAUUCAUUUAUAAUCAGGUUGUGUGCUUUUGUGGUAUAAUCAAAAUAUUAAUGUGAUUGAAAUACACUGUGAUUCAUCAGAUAACAU